CAAAAAACAGUCCAAACUCCACAGCCCUGAACCCAAAGGCUUUCGAGUUUUAUGUUCCCUUUCCUCAGUAGCGACGGCGGAGGCAUCAAUCGGAGCCUCUCAUCGCCGGUCGUCGGUACGCUUUACUUUCUCUUUCUCACUCACUUCUUUGCAUUCCCAGUUUCAGAAGUGAGCUUAUUUUAAGUCUUAAUAUUCCCUGGCUCAACUAGAACGAUCUUUUGCGUUAUUGGAUCUCUUUGGUGUAAUGGGUAUCCUCGAUUUUGGGAAUACAAAGUCUCAAAAUCUCUAUCCGCUUUUAGCUCACUCUCAGCUUCUGGGUUUCUUCGAUUCGUUGAGUAGGGCAAAAUUUGAGAGAUAAUGGGUAUUAGCCAUGAACGUAAUCUCUCUUUCUGCUCCGAGCUUGGUUCGGAGAACUUCGUCUUGUCUGAUUGUAGUAAGCAAAGUUACUUUGUCUUCCUUAGUAGUAAUAAGGAAUUUUUGCAAUCGAAGUUUCGAUGGUGUUAAUGGGGAGAAUGGUUAUGAUUGCUUUGAGGAACCCUUGAAGAGAAUGUGGAAAAGUUCGUAUUUUGAUUCAGAUAUGGAUGAACAAUCUGACUUUUAUUCGCGUGAAAUGCCCGCCCGAGGAAAUUUCUCCGUGAGGCAGAGCUUUUUCGAGACGGCGAGGAUUGAUGCCGGAAGAGUUCUGGAAGUUUUGCAGCAAGAUGGUCCAGGAUUCGAUGCGAAACCGGCGUUGGAUGAGCUGAACAUAAGGGUUUCGGGGCUUCUUGUGAGGAAAGUUCUUUUGGGGAUUUUGAGUAACAUUAGCCAUACGAAUAAAAUUCGGUGUGCGAAAUUAGGGUUCAAGUUCUUCACAUGGUCAGGCCAGCAGGGGAAUUACAGGCACACCGCGAAUUCCUACCAUCUGCUAAUUAAGAUUUUCGCGGAAUGUGAGGAGUUUAAGGCAAUGUGGAGGCUAGUUGAUGAGAUGAUUGAGAGAGGAUUUCCUACUACUGCUAGGACUUUGAACAUUUUGAUAUGUACUUGUGGAGAGGCCGGGUUGGCUAGGAAAGUUGUGGAGAGAUUUAUUAAGUCGAAGACAUUUAACUUUAGGCCGUUUAAACAUUCGUACAAUGCGAUUUUGCACUGCCUUCUUGUGACAAACCAAUAUAAAUUGAUUGAGUGGGUGUAUCAGCAGAUGUUGGCUGAUGGUUUCUCCCCAGAUAUUCUAACUUAUAAUGUUCUGAUGCUUACAAAGUAUAGGUUGGGGAAGCUGGAUCAGUUCCACAGACUGCUGGAUGAAAUGGGCAGAAGGGGAUUCAGUCCGGAUUUGCAUACUUAUAAUAUUCUUCUUCAUGUACUUGGUAAAGGAGACAAGCCACUUGCAGCUUUAAAUCUUUUGAAUCACAUGAAAGAAACGGGUAUUGAUCCAGGCGUUCUUCACUUCACCACAUUGAUAGAUGGAUUGAGCCGGGCUGGCAAUCUGGAUGCAUGCAGAUUUUUCUUUGAUGAGAUGCCGAAGAAUGGGUGUAUCCCUGAUGUGGUUUGUUACACUGUGAUGAUCACUGGGUAUGUUGUGGCUGGGGAGCUUGAGAAGGCUCAGAGCAUAUUUGAUGAGAUGAUCACCAAGGGCCAAAUUCCAAAUGUUUUUACUUACAAUUCUAUGAUCCGUGGGUUAUGUAUGGCAGGGAAAUUUGAGGAGGCAUGUUCCAUGCUUAAGGACAUGGAGUCUAGAGGUUGUAAUCCAAAUUUUCUUGUUUAUACUACCCUAGUGAGUAAUUUGCGAAAUGCUGGGAAGCUUUCUGAAGCUCAUCAAGUAGUAAAACAUAUGGUGGAGAAGGGGCAGUAUGUUCAUCUUCUCUCAAAGUUCAAGGGAUAUAGAAGAUGCUAAGGUGGUAGAUUUUUUGUUAUUGCAGAAAAGUUUCUGGUUUUUCAUAUCCUGCUAAACCCUCACGGUCUUCCUGCAGCCUAUCUGAAUGGAAUCCAUGUAUCUGCUGCUUGUGUUGAUUGUCGAGUGCAAAGAAGGAAGGCAUGUUUCCAGAUUUCAUAUUCAGGUUCUCAUUACUUUAAAAAAUGAGACAAAUUCACAAGGGAAAAGGAAAAGGAAACGAGAUUAUCACGAUAAUGAGCCUGGACAUUUCACAUGCAGAUGUUGCUGCCACCAAAAUCAGAAGCUAUGGGACACUAUUCCUUGUUGUCAUUUUUUUUUUUGGGGUACCGUUGGUCUACUCUGGCAGUUCAUAUGAAGCAUUUGUUCGUGUUCGUGAAGUUAGACGGAAUGACAUUCUGCGGCUAUGUUGUGCAUUACUCAUAAGCAUGUCUUUGGCGGCUGCUGAUACACUACCUUUGGAAGUGGCAAUUAGUUCCAAACAAGAAUUGUACUUCCAUAACUACAAUGCUCUCAAAAGUUGUGUCUGAGGUUCGUUUAGUUUGCUUUCUAUGAUGAGCAUUUCCCUUGUGUUCCUUUCCAUAUACAACGUUGUAUACCACAUAUGAAAUGAGCUGAUUGCUUUGAGCAGUGAUAUUUCACCUCUUUUUGACGUUUUUGUAGGAUGUAGAAGAAGAUUAUGAAAUUCGUUGCUGUUAUAGAUUAGACUUAUUAAACUUAAUAAAGUAGAACUUGAAUAAAACUUGAACCAAAAUAUAUUUGAAAAGAAUACCUUCUAUUCUCAGCU
This is a messenger RNA of Morus notabilis, 2651 nucleotides long. Its product is annotated as pentatricopeptide repeat-containing protein At1g55630. The transcript is spliced from 2 exons. The record is from RefSeq and is a predicted model, not a curated record. The coding region runs from base 371 to 1867 and encodes 498 amino acids. NCBI's taxonomy places the organism in Eukaryota, Viridiplantae, Streptophyta, Magnoliopsida, Rosales, Moraceae. Gene Ontology annotation, molecular function: protein binding.